Messenger RNA from Ilex paraguariensis (yerba mate), 1692 nucleotides. The record is from the annotation of a GenBank genome assembly. NCBI's taxonomy places the organism in Eukaryota, Viridiplantae, Streptophyta, Magnoliopsida, Aquifoliales, Aquifoliaceae.
AUGCAGCACCUACCCUCCAUUCUUAGACCCUCUAAACCCAAAACCCUAAUCUUUCUCCUCCCAAUCCCUAGCUCUCUCUUCCCCACCGGCUACCACAGCUUUUCACUCUCUCUCUUGGAAACCAACGGACACCCCAACCAUUUCAAACAAAUCCUUUCUCAUGCCAUCACUUCAGGCCUCUUCACAGACCCCUCUGUGUCCAGCAAACUCCUCCACCACUCUCUUUCUAGUUCCAAUAUUACUCUCGCCUUCUCUCACACACUCUUCUUCCAAAUCCAAAACCCCAAUACAUUUGCCUGGGGUUUUAUCCUGCGAGCCUACUCUCGUAGCUCGGUUCCAGAAGAAGCAAUCGGUAUAUACAAUCUGAUGCGGCGAAAAAACAUUGUCCCGGGUGAUUAUACUUUCCCUUUUGUCCUCAAAGCUAGUGGGCGACUAUUUUGUCUGGUGAAAGGCCAAGAAAUUCAUUGUUUGAGUGUGAAAUUGGGGCUUGAAUUCGAUGUCUUCGUGCAGAAUGCGCUAAUUUCAAUGUAUUUUCAAUGUAGAGUUAAUGAGUUUGCAAGAAAAGUUUUUGAUUUGGUUCCAGGUUGGGUUCGGGAUGUGGUAACUUGGAAUAGUAUGAUUUCUGGGUAUUUACACAAUGAUUCUUGCGAAAAAGCAUUGAAGCUGUUUGGGGAAUUGUUGGGUGAUAUCAAUGUGAGCCCUGAUGAGGUGACUUUGGUGAGUGCUCUAACGGCGUGUGCAAGGAUUGGAUUGCUUGAUUUGGGAAGAAAAAUGCAUGGGUUAAGUGUGGUUAGUGCUUUUGUAGAUGUGUUUUUGGGUUCCUCUUUGAUUGAUAUGUACACUAAAUGUGGGCGAUUAGAGAAUGCUCAAGAGGUGUUUGAUAGAAUUGCCGAUAGAAAUAUUUAUUGUUGGACUUCACUGAUAGCUGGUUAUGUGCAGUCGAAUUUAUUUAAGGAAGCAAUAGAGUUGUUUAGGGACAUGCAAGUUGUUGGGGUUCAAGCAGAUCCUGCUACGGUUGCUUGCGUUGUUACUGCAUGUGGGCAUUUGGGAGCAUUGGAUCAUGGUAGGUGGGUGCAUGGCUAUAGUGAAAGGAAUGGCAUCGAGCUGAACCUUACAGUAAAAAGUGCUUUGAUUGACAUGUAUUCUAAAUGUGGGGAUAUUGAAAAGGCUCUCGAAAUUUUUCAUGGGUUGAUGAGUAGAGAUGUUUAUGCGUGGAGUGUGAUGAUUUCUGGGCUUGCUAUGAAUGGGCAGUCUGACAAAGCAUUACAAUUGUUUUCACAAAUGGAAACCUCUGGCAAUGUUAUGCCAAAUGAAGUCACCUUUCUCGGGGUCCUAUCUGCCUGCAGUCAUGGAGGAUUGGUGGAUGAGGGAUUUUACUAUUUGGAAGCAAUGGCGAAACACUAUAAUCUUACCCCUCACAUUGAACACUAUGGGUGUAUGGUUGAUCUCCUUGGUCGUGCGAACCUUUUGGUUGAGGCUGAGAAGUUUAUAAGGUCACUGCCCAUUGAACCUGACGUUAGAAUGUGGAUGUCCCUGCUUUUUGCUUGUAGAAGCCAUGGGAAUUUAGAAAUGGCAGAAUUUGUUGCUAACAAAAUUGAAGAAUCAGAACGGGAAAGGGUGGGGCACAUGUUCUAUUGUCCAAUAUUUAUGCUUCUGCCUCAAGGUGGAGCGAUGCGAAGAGGUUACGAACAA